Brugia malayi is the source of this 264-nucleotide messenger RNA. RefSeq lists its product as uncharacterized. The coding region runs from base 1 to 264 and encodes 87 amino acids. The record is from RefSeq and is a predicted model, not a curated record. Lineage: Eukaryota; Metazoa; Nematoda; Chromadorea; Rhabditida; Onchocercidae. The transcript has 3 exons.
AUGACUGUGUACAUUUGUCCAGAAACUGGAGAUGAUGGUAAUGAUGGUAGCGAAUUGAAACCUUUAAGGACGCUUUAUCAAGCGAUGAUAAUUACUAAGUCUUCAAAAGGUGACUUCUUAAUAAGGACUACGAAGGAUGGAAAACAAAUAUGGGAAGUUGCUUCAAAGACGGCACUGAAGAAAAGUUGGAAACGUUACGAGCAAGAAAUGUUGAAGAAUGAAAAAGUUGCUGCAAUGAGAAGGAUGCGACAGAAGUGGGAGUAA